AAAAAAAAGCUCGGAUGACUUGCGGUAUGUCGCUCGUUUGGUGCUUUUCUCUUUUACCACCCCCACAUACCUCUCGCACCCCUCCCUCUCUCCACUUGCCAUGGUCCCGCGGACCGGUGGGAGAGAACCCGUAUGCACAUCAUCAGCCGCGGAUGCGAGACGGAGACAGACAGGCGGGGACCCAUGCUUCAAAAGGAUGGGUAUGUGAAUGCAAAUGGUAUCGACGGACGAACGUAUGCAGGUACUCCACACGUAAGUACUUACAAAUACACGAACGCACACACCAAAGGAUGAAGGCGCUGCUUGUGUAAGGAGACCAAGGCCUAGAUGACGAUGUAAAAGCGUGUGUUUUGUCAAACCUUGUAUUCCUGGUGGUACGCGCGUGGGACCACGCUUGCGCACUGCCUUACCGAUCACCAAUACGCGCUUGCACCAACCAACACAAAAGCCUGUCAGAAUACCAAGAGAUAAAUUU
Molecule: messenger RNA, 475 nt
Organism: Bipolaris sorokiniana ND90Pr
Lineage: Eukaryota; Fungi; Ascomycota; Dothideomycetes; Pleosporales; Pleosporaceae
Exons: 1
Coding region: 15-311 (98 amino acids)
Source: RefSeq, a predicted model, not a curated record